Paramecium primaurelia is the source of this 770-nucleotide messenger RNA. NCBI's taxonomy places the organism in Eukaryota, Ciliophora, Oligohymenophorea, Peniculida, Parameciidae. The record is from the annotation of a GenBank genome assembly.
AUGUUAAGUUCAUAUAGUUUAAAAGAAACAUCUUAACCAGAUAAAUAUGGUAUUAACACUGGAUAUUCAGAAGUGGUUACUGCAUUAACUGAAUAUAUGAAAUCUAUUGAAAUCAAUGGUCUUCCAAAUACAUCACUUAUUGAUGAUAUGGUAGAAAGAUAUCUCACUAGAUUAAUAUAUGAAAAAUUAUAUCCCAAAGAACCAACAGCUAGAGAUAUAGAAUUAAAUAUAAGACUAAAAACUUUAGAAUGGAUUACAGAUGAACAUUUAAGUAUAAAAAUUAAAUAAAAAAUUGAUUAAUAAUUUGAAUGUGCUGCAUAAAGUAAUAUAAAUAUAAUUUAAAUUUAGUUAUUAAUCAAAUUGAAAUAAAAAAGAACUCUGUUGAUAAAUUAGAUUGUAUUUUAAAAGCUACUUAAUUAAUUACAGAUACUAUAUCUUAAGUUAAUUAAGAAGCAGCUUCUGCAGAUACUGUAUUUCCAGCCUUUAUAAGAGUACUAAUUUUAGCAUAGUCUACAAGAUUGUAAAGCAAUAUCAAGUAAUUUAUAAUAAUAUUCAGUUUCAUAGAACUUUUUAUUAAUAAAUCAAGAAUGAUGAGUCAUGCUGGAUAUUGUUUCACACAAUUAAAGUCAGCCAUUGUAUGGAUUGAAAAUGUAAAUUAUGAAUAAUUAAAAAUGGAUCCCCAUUAAUUCAAUAGACUGUAAUAAGAAAAAAAUGUUAAGUAUGGAAUGUGCAAACGAAGAGAUAGAAAGAAAAGAAUUCUUUUAUUUUGA